Messenger RNA from Haliaeetus leucocephalus (bald eagle), 1698 nucleotides. It is a transcript of the gene GTPBP6, whose product is annotated as GTP binding protein 6 (putative). The annotation marks the transcript as partial. Gene Ontology annotation, cellular component: cytoplasm. The transcript is spliced from 10 exons. Lineage: Eukaryota; Metazoa; Chordata; Aves; Accipitriformes; Accipitridae. Gene Ontology annotation, molecular function: ribosome binding; GTP binding. The record is from RefSeq and is a predicted model, not a curated record.
GGCGGGGAUGAAGAAGACGAAGAGGAGGAGGAGGAGGAGGAGGCGGAGCUGGAGGAGCUGCUGGGCCCCUCUCCGCUGGCCGUGGAGCCCGGCGCGCAGCGCGUCGCCGUGGUGCACCCGGCUGUCAAGUGGGGCCCGAAGAAGCCGCCGCUCACCAGGGCUGAAUUACAGAUUGCUGAAGCCGUUGCUCUUAUAGAUACCCUUCAGAACUGGACGGUUUUAGAGAAAAUAAUUAUUCCUACAAAAAAUCCUGACAAGAAGUUUAUUUUUGGCAAAGGAAACUUUCAGGCGUUGACAGAAAAGAUUAAAAAAUUGCCCCAUGUGACAGCUGUCUUCUUGAAUGUGGAAAGAAUAUCUUCACUAACAAAGAAAGAACUAGAAGAUGCCUGGGGCGUGAAAGUCUUUGACAGAUACACAGUUGUACUUCACAUUUUUCGUUGUAAUGCCCGGACCAAAGAAGCAAAACUUCAGAUAGCAUUGGCUGAAAUUCCACUUCUCAGGUCAAAUCUGAAAAAUGAUGUGUCUUGGCUAGAUCAGCAGAGAGGUGGCUCAAGAUACAUCAUGGGCUCAGGUGAAACAUUCAUGGAGACACAGAAUCGUAUCUUGAAAGAAAAAGAACUUAAAAUUAGGAAUGCCCUGGAGAAACUAAGAAGAAAAAGGUCUUUACUUAGAACUCAGCGCAGAAAACGCGAGUUUCCUAUUAUCUCAGUAAUGGGCUAUACUAAUUGUGGAAAAACUACUUUGAUCAAAGCUUUGACUGGCGAAGCAGGACUUCAACCCAGAGAUCAGCUGUUUGCCACUCUUGAUAUUACAGCCCAUGCUGGCUAUCUGCCCUCACAUAUGGCAGUUAUUUAUGUUGACACCAUUGGCUUUCUGACUGAUCUUCCACAUAAUCUGGUUGAGUCCUUUUCGGCUACGUUAGAAGAAGUGGCUUACUCAGAUCUGAUAGUUCAUGUGAGGGAUAUUACUCAUCCAGAAACCAUUCUCCAGAAAGCAACCGUUCUGUCAGUUCUGAAGAAUCUUAAUCUUCCCAGCCAUUUAUUGGACUCAAUGGUAGAAGUUCAUAACAAAGUGGAUUUGAUAGAAAGAUAUAAACCCACUGAAGAAAAUGCUUUAGCCAUUUCUGCUCUACAUGGACAUGGUUUAGAAGAGCUGAAAGAAGAAAUAGAGAAAAAAAUCUUGACAGCAACAGGGAAGAAGAUUCUGACAGUUAACAUCAACUUAGAGGGACCUCAGCUAAGUUGGCUCUAUAAAGAAGCAACAGUUCAGGAAGUAGAAGUCAUGCCUGAAGAUGGCACAGCCCGGGUGAAGGUGAUAAUCAGCAAUUCUGCUUUUGGCAGAUACAGAAACCUCUUUCCCAACAGUAAGAUUUUUAUGCCAUGAAACUGCAUCCUUUUCUAGGAAAAGAAACUGAUCUCAUUAAGAGGAUGUGAAAUGAAGUUAAUGACCUGUUAGUCUAGGUGUUGAAGAGCGUAUUUCUUCUCCAGUUGAUGUUUUUGACGCAUUUUAGAACUGGACAGUUUCAGAAAACUUCUGUUUGGAAACAGUAAGAGCUUUGGGCUUGAUUCUGUCAGCAAGCGCAAGGACAGCACUAACUUCUUAAUGUUAAAACAGUUGUUCGCUAUAAGCUGUGGAUCUCAAACACAUGGAAAUCACUGGAUGGCAUCUGAAUUAACCUUCAGAAAAGUACCAAGUUUC